AUGGGGAAGUUGCGUGAUCUGUGGACCGGCGAGGAUGCGCGGGCGGUGAAUGCGCCGCAGCCGGUGCGCAUCGCGCGCGGCUGGGACGUGCAGCCGGAGGUGCUUCCCGCCAAACCCCUCGCCCCGCGCAGGCGCAAGUACGCACACGUGCGGCCGAACAACCGCGACGCGGUGGCGCUGCCGCACCCCGGGCAGAGCUACAACCCGGCGGACGACGACCACCAGGCCGCGCUGCGAGUGGCGGUGAGGAAGCUGCAGCGCAAGCGGGCCGCGGACGAAAGGUUCAUGGCCGUGAUGACGCGCGGCCGCGACACGCCGGUCACGGGGAAUUUCUCCGCAGACAAGACGUGGGAGGAGGAGGUGCAGGAGCGACCGCAGAAUCCCAAAAAGAAGCCAGGCACGAAGCAGGAGGAGGAGCAGGCGAAGAAGAAGAAACGACAGAAGAAGAAUAAGAGCAAGAAGAAGGCGUCGAAGGCCUCGCUGCAGGCCGCCAAGCGUGCCCUCCCGCAUCGCCGCCACCCGAAGCGUGAGGUUGCGGUGAAGGAGGUUGACGAGAUUGACGAGAUCGUAGCGGUGCACGAAGCGCGGCAGGCGCGGCGUGAAGCUGCGCGGGAGCGGCGCCGCACCGUGAAGCGUGAAAACAUGCAGGUGAAAAGUUUUGGCCGCCACCACCACACGCCGUUGGUUUUGGAUGUCGCACCCACAGACAAACUCGUCGGAUCGCUGCGCCACCUGAACGGCGGUUACAUCCACCCGGUUAUGGAUCGAAUGAAGUCGCUGGAAGAGCGCAAUCUUGUGCCGGCCCGGAUGCGGCACACGUACAAUAAACGGAAGGUGCUGAAGCCAAAGGGCGAGGUGCGUGUGAAGCGAGAGACGUUUGGUGUGAUGCCCGAGACAAGCUUCUAG
This is a messenger RNA of Trypanosoma conorhini, 906 nucleotides long. RefSeq lists its product as uncharacterized. Gene Ontology annotation, biological process: rRNA processing; ribosomal large subunit assembly. Lineage: Eukaryota; Euglenozoa; Kinetoplastea; Trypanosomatida; Trypanosomatidae. Bases 1 to 906 code for a protein of 301 amino acids. Gene Ontology annotation, molecular function: 5S rRNA binding. The record is from RefSeq and is a predicted model, not a curated record. The transcript has a single exon. Gene Ontology annotation, cellular component: nucleolus.